Spizellomyces punctatus DAOM BR117 is the source of this 732-nucleotide messenger RNA. RefSeq lists its product as uncharacterized. The record is from RefSeq and is a predicted model, not a curated record. Bases 1 to 732 code for a protein of 243 amino acids. NCBI's taxonomy places the organism in Eukaryota, Fungi, Chytridiomycota, Chytridiomycetes, Spizellomycetales, Spizellomycetaceae. The transcript is spliced from 7 exons.
AUGAAAGUUAACAUUUUCAAGCGUCGCAAAUCGCAAAACACCGCUCCGCAAAUUCCCUCAGAAUACUCCCAUCCUGCUCCGCCUCCAGUUCCUCCUCCGUCGCCCCCACUUCCUCCCAUGAAUGCCAACAAUAGCACCAUUAUUGAUUGUUUACAAGCACCGACGUGGUCCACGCCGGCAGCAACCAAGGCUUUGCAGCGCGAGCUACGUCGCAUUCACAAAACUCAAUGUGAGACACCUGAAGCCGAGCGUGGCUGGAGUGUUGACAUGGACGCACUGACGAACCUUUACCAAUGGAAGGCACUAUUAUUCCAUUUUGAUGAGAGUUUGCCUCUCCAGCAGGACUUGAAGGCAAAGAAAGUUACGGAAGGAAUUGUUUUGGAUGUCAGGUUUGGCCCUGAUUAUCCUCAGUCGCCACCUUACAUUAGAGUCGUAAAACCGAGGUUGUUACAGUUUGCGAAUGGAGGCGGAGGCCAUGUUACCGCCGGAGGUUCCAUCUGCAUGGAACUCCUAACAACCACAGGCUGGAACCCCAAAAUGACAAUGGAGAGUGUGCUUUUGUCAGUCAAACUGGCCAUCUCCUCUGUGGAUCCACAACCAGCGCGAUUGGAUUCUGGAACACGGUGGAAGAAAGGAUAUUCAGCAGGAGAGGCCAUGCAAUCCUACGUCCGCGUAGCAAAUCAACAUGGUUGGGGAGUCCCCGGGACGUGGUAUGGGUUGUUCAACAGUUGA